GACAGCAAAGGGCACAGGUGGUGAACGUGACUGCUCUGUGGUGCCUCCAGCACGAAUCCUCGCUUGGUCAGGGUGCCACCAUGCGCCGGUUCUUUUGGCUCCUGGCGCUCUGGUUGCUGAGCUCUAGUCCUGCCCUGGCUGAUGUUCGGAGCUGUCAUGUUUCCGUGGCCCAGUCUUUGGUGAUCUCUAGCUGCCAAGCUCAACUCCAUGAAACGGUGCCAGAAAUUGAUUCAUCCACCGAGAUUCUUCUGCUGAAUUUCAACCUCCUCUCCAACAUCUCAGCCUCCUCCUUCCCCAGGUUGGAGAGGCUGAGGAAACUGUCUCUGGGAUAUCAGCUGGGGGGAUCACUCUCCAUUGGAGAGAAGGCUUUUGAGAAGGUGGCCAAUGUCACAUUUCUGGACCUUGGGGGCAACAGGAAGCUGAGCCUCCAUCCCAUGGCUUUGGCCGGCUUGCGGCAGCUUGAGGUGCUCCUGCUGGAUGUCAAUGGCCUUGAUGAGGCUGUUCUGGAAGGCGGCUAUUUCCAGGAUUUGGUGUCCCUCCGAAGGCUGGAUCUCACAGGGAACCAAAUAAAGAGGCUGAGACCUGAUUCCUCUUUCCAGGGCUUGAAGCUGCUGACAUCCCUCCAUCUGCGGUUGAACAAGAUCAAGGCAAUCUGCGGGGAGGAUCUGACCCACCUUGGGGGACAACACCUGUCCCUCCUAGAUCUCUCGUCAAACUUGCUGUCCUAUAGAGACCCUUGGUACAACCGCACCUGCCCCAGUCCCUUCCACAGCAUCACAGUGGAAACCCUGGAUGUCUCCUCCAACCCAUGGGAUGUGGGUGGUGCUGAACGGUUCUUCAAGGCCAUGGGGGGUGCCCAGAUACGGCAUCUGAAGUUGCAGCACUCAGGGGCCAUUGGGAGGGGCUUUGGGUUCAAUAACCUGCGUGGCCUCUCUGCUUCCACCUUCUCAGGGCUCAUCCGUAGCAGAGUCCUCUCCUUGGACAUGUCUCAUGGCUUCCUCUCCAAGUUGGGCCCUUUGAUCUUCUCGGGUCUGCCUGAGCUGAGAAUGCUGCGCCUGGCAUCCAAUCAGAUCCACGAGAUCCAUGGGGAGACCUUUGCUGGGCUGCAGCACCUCUGCACCCUGGAUCUCUCUCACAAUCUGCUGGGGGAGCUGAAGACGGAAGUUCUCCAGCGCCUAAGCCAAUCCCCACUGCUGCACCUCAACCUCAAGUCCAACCACAUUGGGGCCAUCCAGCACAAUGCCCUGGAGGGACUGAGAACUCUGAGGAUGCUGGAUCUGCAGGACAAUGCCCUCUCACGCAUACCGCCAGGGCGACUCCCUGCCCUGGAGCGCCUGCUGCUGGGCCAGAACAGGAUCAAGCAUGCCUGGGGGAUUGGGAAGCUUUCCACAAACCUGACCUUCCUCGACUUGUCUUCCAACCGCAUGCAAGACCUCAGAGGCAUCUGGAACGAGCUGAGGGGCAUCCCUACCCUGCAGUUCCUGAACCUAUCACACAACCUGCUCUCAACGUGCUCUGAGCACCAGGACAGAGCCACACCCAGGCAAAGCCAGCUCAGGGUGGUGGACCUUUCCCAGAACUCUCUGAAUAUCGUCUGGAAUUCAGGGGGCUGUGUGGAUGUCUUCCACCAUCUAGACAGGCUGAUGAUCUUGAAUCUCAGCAGAAACAACCUCCAGACUUUGCCUGAGGGUCUAUUUCAGGGACUGGUGUCUCUCCAGGCUCUGGAUCUUUCUGGGAACCUCAUAGCCUUGCUCCCAGACAGGUCGUUCCAGGACCUGCAUUCCCUGCAGGUGUUAGGGCUGCAGGGUAACCACUUGAUGACUCUGUCACCGUCUGUUUUUGAGCCGCUCCAUGCACUAGCAUUCCUGAAUCUCCAGGAGGUCUCUCUGCUUUGCCACUGCAGCUUGCUGGACCUGGAGGCUUGGCUGCACUCCACCAACCUGACCCUGAGUAGUAAGAAGGAAGGGAUCACCUGCCAUGUGCCCACCCCUCCCUUCCCAGAAAUGCCCCUCCUUUCCUUCAUCCACGGCAGCUGUGUCAAGUAGCAUAGCCCGCGCUGCGUCCUUUCCCCAGCACAGGAUUCCACCUGUGUGGCUUUUAAGCUGUACCAUAUGCCAUGCGCUUGGCACAGACAACGAUGCCCAGUCCCCUUCAGUCGUGAACCAGUUUCCCAAAGGCAUAAACACAGCCUGGACUAGAAGUCAAGGCAUCUGGGUUUGACUCUAGGAGUAGAGUCUAGUGGUUGGAAGGAUGGGGGAGGGGCGGGGAGGGGAGUUGAGUUCAGUUGUAUUUCUAGUUCUGGGAGUGAGGGGGCCUCAGCAGAGAGCUAGGAGUCAGGCUCCCUGGUUUCCAGCUCCAGGAAGACAGGGAGAUCUAGCGGUUAGAUCAGGGGCACUGGGAGUCUGGAUAUUCUGUCCUGCCCUCGGCUGUACAGCAAUUCUCCUUUGCCCAUUUUGCAGUAGAGGCACUUGGAGAUUUAUUAAAACUUGGGUGUAUUAAAAUACUCACAGUCAUCAGCCCUGUUCCUCUAAUGCCAGCAGAAUAGGUUGAAAUCCCAUACUAACGUACAGCUCCUGACAAGGUAGGGGCUAUGCUUUCUCAAUUCUGGAGCAUUAUGGGUAUGCUGUGGACAUUAGGCAGGCUCCGUUUAGCACAAAUGCAGGUUCAGUCACUGGCUACAUUCCAGUGGGAUCGUGCCUUACCUAGAGAACAAGGUGUGAUUUUUAACAUGUGUGAGCCCACAUCUGUUACUUAAACCUGUUGGCAUGUUCAAAUCAUAAUGCAGCCCAGGUGAGCUGCAAUUUUAGCAUGUUAGUUUACCAAGGUAAACCCACAAUAAUUUUGUCUAUACUGGGGUUUGAAUGUGUUAAAAACACACCUUUUAUCCUUACUUAGACCUAGGCAAGCGUUCACCCAAUGGGAGGGCUGGUACUGGUAAUUACUAUUAUAUUGUGUUACUGUAGGAACCAAGUCAGAGUCCUCUGGUGCUCCAUGCUUUACAAAUGCAGAACAAAAUGCCCCUGCCCCUACUUCAGAAAUGACCCACAAGGCAGCAUGCCAGAUAGAGACACAGGGGGCACUGCUACACUUAUUCACAUUGCAGUGUGCUGUUUGCUGACACAGCCUUCCAUGGUGAGACUGUACGGUUCUGGCAAAGACUGUGCUACUGAUAUUGGAAUAGCUGCAGCUGUAUGGUGGCAAAAAUACUGUUGUCAAAACUGUUGAGAGUAGAUGUGGCCUGAAAUUGCAAGCUCUUUGGGCCAGAGACCAUCUUUUGGUUUUGCAUGUGUAAGCACCUAGCACAAUGGGAUCCUGGCCCAUGACUGGGACUCUAGAAACCAUCACAAUACACAACAAGAUUAAUGAUAGUGUUUAUAGACGUGAUUGGGGCUUUCAGCCGGGAGCUGGGUUUUUGUAUGAGUGC
Pelodiscus sinensis (Chinese soft-shelled turtle) is the source of this 3424-nucleotide messenger RNA. Its product is annotated as toll-like receptor 5. NCBI's taxonomy places the organism in Eukaryota, Metazoa, Chordata, Testudines, Trionychidae. Gene Ontology annotation, cellular component: plasma membrane. The record is from RefSeq and is a predicted model, not a curated record. Gene Ontology annotation, molecular function: protein binding.